Suillus plorans is the source of this 1452-nucleotide messenger RNA. RefSeq lists its product as uncharacterized. The record is from RefSeq and is a predicted model, not a curated record. The coding region runs from base 174 to 1001 and encodes 275 amino acids. Lineage: Eukaryota; Fungi; Basidiomycota; Agaricomycetes; Boletales; Suillaceae. The transcript has 2 exons.
UAAUAACUUGACAUAUGUGUCAGUGAGUGUCAAAACUAGUUGCUGUGCAUACAUGACUGGCAACACUAGUCACCCUUCCACCUAGGGCGUUUAUCUCUCUCUUCUCUUAACUCAUCUUCCACUUUGUUCGAUGUCCUUGACGUCCCUCUUUAGAGCACCAAACCUGGUUCACAAUGAACAGUGAUUCCUGCAACCCACCCCCGCCUUCAUACGAGCUCUCCCAGCAGGGCCAUGACCGGAAGAUCGUUGAGAAGAAACUCCAAGAGCUGCUUUUAUCCAAAAUUCCUAUUCACGCCAUUGAGGAAGAGCGCGAUGAAGACGAUAGUAAAGAUUCUAAGGAACCAGAAGAGCAGAAGCAGAAACAGCCUUCAGGAUUGUUCCAGACCUCAGUACAGCCGCUUCACAUACAGAAGCGUACACUUCGAGGACCUCGCCCCCUUCCUCCAAGCCCAGCAGAUGCGCAAUAUUCUUGCAGCAAACCAGUUGCCAUUCAGCCAAUUGGUCCUCUCAAAGAGAAACCAGAGCACGGGGAGUAUCAAGAGGUUUUCUCGCCUCCUCCACCCUUCACAGCUGUAGGUCCUUCUUUUGAGGGACCUCCGUACGAAUACUCGAUGUAUCAUGCCAGUGGCUCUGCGUCACAACCCCAACCGAGUCGUACUUCCUUUAACCCACCACCUGUUCGUCGUGGACAGCACCGUCCCUCUUCAUCAUAUUCUCCCGCUGAGCCACCACGUACAGAGACUUCCCAUCGACGCAUUUCUCAUGGCCCUUGUCUCGAGCCCUCUAACUCGAAGCAUUUAAUGCCUUCAGGAAAAAGCUCCAAUACCCGACUGAAUUUUAACCCAUCAAUUGCCUAUGCGACCUCAUCUAAUGCCAUGUAUGAUUCUUGGGGGCAUGCAUCUGACUCGACGGCAGUUAAUCCUGCUUCACUCUACUCCUCAGCGGUGUCAUCCUAUUUACAUCCAGGGUCAGCUGUCAGCCCAGCUCCGUCCCACAUGUGAGUUGUCAACCUUCGGUCAAGUCCGAAACCUACCUUAUGCAUGUGAUGUGAAAGUGGGACCAGGAACAGAUUUUCAACGCCUCCUCGGCCUUCUGCAUCUUACGAAUCGCUUACGCCUGCAAGCCGCCCAGGAUCUCCUGCUUUGCAAUUCCAUUCACCUUACGCACCUGUUUAUUCGGCUUCUCAACCGUCGCUUCCUCGGUAUGCUCAACUCAAGCCAAACCAAGGGGGUCAUGUUCGAUGGACCUCAGAAGUUGAUUUUAAAGACAAAUACCCGUGAUAUCUCAUCAUUUCCUGACUAUUCACUCAACUGUACUAAAAGGUCUCAGACGUCCCACACUCUCAUUACCCCCAUUAUGAUAUCUUACUUCGUGUACAUACGUUCCUCAGAUGUAGCACAAAUACUAUGUCUUAUUACUGCUAUGAAAUCACAACUUAAAAGUGCUCCUGCA